This is a messenger RNA of Salmo salar (Atlantic salmon), 665 nucleotides long. Its product is annotated as cullin 2. The record is from RefSeq and is marked provisional. NCBI's taxonomy places the organism in Eukaryota, Metazoa, Chordata, Actinopteri, Salmoniformes, Salmonidae.
ACAAUGGUAUAUUCCAUACGGUAUGGAAAUGGCAGUGCUGUAAGUGAGAGAUCAAGCUUGUGACAGCGGAGAAACUUGACUUUUUAAUAACAGCCUGAAGAAGAAGCCGUACGAUGUCCUUGAAGCCGCGGGUGGUGGACUUUGAUGAAACAUGGAACAAGCUACUGACGACAAUCAAGGCUGUGGUGAUGCUUGAUUAUGUGGAGAGGGCCACAUGGAACGACAGAUUUUCGUAUCCUACCUCGUUUCAGCUCUUCGGAAAAAUUGUUUUUAUGACUUUCUGAACUUUCUGUGUUUUGUGGUUUAGUUUGCCAUUGAUUUAGUAGACUAAAAUGCCACUGAUCUGUGCUUACAUAGUCAAGCCAUUAAAGGGAUACUUCAGGAUUUUGGCAAUGCGGCCCUUUAUCUACUUUAUCUUACCCAGAGUCAGAUGAACUUGUGGAUACCAUUUUUAUGUCUUGAACUAGGUUUCUAUCCAAUUGCAGACAGAUUUUUAAUGUGAAUGUUCUAGAAUCCCCAUAAAUAAAAUACGUGCAUUUUCCCACCAGUGGUGUUUCCACCAAAUGGACUCGUUGCAGACAAAAGUCAUUGCAUGAUGAUGUAGUGCACACAAAAAUGUACUUUUUCGCUUACGUUUUCAUACACCAAAUAAAAAUCUAAAGUUC